AUGAGCGGGCGACAGCAAACAUCAACCGGCUCGGGACAGGGAUCCACCAACUGGUCUCAGUCCGGAGUCCUGCGCUCGGUCUCGGAAUCCCAGGAUCCACGGCAAGCGGCAUUCACAAGACUUCGCGAAUGUAUUCCCCAAGACGAGGACCAGUGGCGAGAAGCAAGGGAAAGACACGGCUUCUCAACCCCAGAAGAGAUCCACGCAAAGGUAUCAGCCAUAAUCAAGGACGAUCCAUCACUACCCGAGGACUUGCGGAAGUUUUUGCAUCUCGCUUCCUGUUGCGUAGGUCGAUAUUGCGGAGAUGAGGCCAAGUAUAGCAAAUAUCGGGGUCGUGUUCAUAACGAGCACCUCUCUGAACUUACUAUCGACCGCAAUAUGUCUGUGGUGCAAGAUAUAAUAUCCUCGAUGGAUGAGUUAUAUCCCAUCUUGCAGCACCGCGUCUUUGAGAUUAUGUUGCUUUAUGCACCUCUCAAAAUAAGCCUACUCAAGUACUUCAGGCAGGACAAAGACAGGUUCAAGUCAUGCUUCCCGACAAGCACGAUAGUAUCUGAGGAGCAAGCGUAUUUUCCUCUCUCCCCGCCAGACUUAAUCGUACUUCGAUACCCUCAGCAAUACACGUAUGUUUCCCCUCCCCUCAAGUACAGUCUGGCUUAUUAUAAUAGCUACGAACAAGCCCACGGGGCCCUCAAUGUCGGUGCUCUUUCGAAGUCUGAGCACCUCAGGCUAGCCGAGGCCCUGGAAAACAGAAAGACACUGUCGCGCGUCCCCCCAGAUUCUCAUUCCGUAAGAAAGGGCCUCUAUAAUACCGUCCUGGAUGUCUGGUUUGACGGUGAUGUUAAUCUGCUUGAGUACCUCAACACAGAGGUCAUCUUUACCACCCCUAACCGCAUUACCGGCUACAAGGUAUUUGAUAUCCCAGAGGGCAUCCAGAAAGAAGCAGCUUUAGCAGGAGAGGACCAGGAUAACUGUGUUCGUCAACCAGACAUGCGCAGUGUAGUUCUUUUUAGAUUUCGCUGGUCUCCGCGGCUCAGCAUCGUUGCUAAGCACAUCUACAGUAAAUUAGUACGUCGCCUUUCACCAGCGAAGUCAAGAAGAAAACUAACGAAUGAGGUGAAAUCGAAUAUCCUAAGCUCAGGGCUUGCUCAUGGGAACCAAUUUUACUUUCGGCACGAGUCUGGUGCAAUGAGGGUUCCUAAUGGAUGGCUCUGCAUCCUCGUACCUACUAUCCCAACCACUGAGAAAGUCACGAUAACAUUGACCUACGGAGCUGUUAAGGAGGAUAUUACGUGGUGCAAUAGCUCUGGGUUGCUUCUAGGACCAGGCACAACGCUGUCAAUACCAAGCAGGGUCUAUUAUAUCUGGAUAAGCCUCCCUCUUGAUCCGGACUGA
Messenger RNA from Fusarium vanettenii 77-13-4, 1392 nucleotides. RefSeq lists its product as uncharacterized. The record is from RefSeq and is a predicted model, not a curated record. The coding region runs from base 1 to 1392 and encodes 463 amino acids. The transcript is spliced from 2 exons. Lineage: Eukaryota; Fungi; Ascomycota; Sordariomycetes; Hypocreales; Nectriaceae.